This is a messenger RNA of Heteronotia binoei (common prickly gecko), 4022 nucleotides long. RefSeq names its product N-deacetylase and N-sulfotransferase 2 (gene NDST2). The coding region runs from base 76 to 2715 and encodes 879 amino acids. Gene Ontology annotation, molecular function: heparan sulfate N-sulfotransferase activity; deacetylase activity. The transcript is spliced from 13 exons. The record is from RefSeq and is a predicted model, not a curated record. Lineage: Eukaryota; Metazoa; Chordata; Lepidosauria; Squamata; Gekkonidae. Gene Ontology annotation, cellular component: Golgi apparatus.
AGUCCUCCCUGUGGUGGCGCCGGAGGCAGCUUGGUGGGCGCCAAGCGUGAGGAGGGGUGAGCCACCCGCCUCACCAUGAUUCAGCUGUGGAAGGUCAUCCGACACGUGCGACAGCUGGAGCUCCACAGACUGAUCCUGCUGCUGAUUGCUUUCAGCCUGGUCUCCAUGUGCUUCCUGGCUUACUAUGUCACCAACAGCCCCAAGAUCAAGGAGCCGCCUCCCCUGCCCUUCAGCGACUGCAGCAACCAGCACCGGGCCCUCCUGCAGCCCCAGGCCAGCUGGAGACUGACCAAGUCUGUGGACAACUCCCGCACGGACCCCGUGGUGCUGGUCUUCGUGGAGAGCAUUUACUCCCAGCUGGGGCAGGAGAUCGUGGCCAUCUUGGAAUCCAGCCGCUUCAAGUACCGGACAGAGAUUGCCCCCGGGAAGGGGGACAUGCCCACUCUGACGGACAAGGACCACGGCCGCUACGCUCUCAUCAUCUACGAGAACAUUCUGAAGUAUGUGAACCUGGAUACCUGGAACAGGGACCUCUUGGACAAAUACUGCGUGGAAUACGGAGUCGGGAUCAUCGGCUUUUUCAAGGCGAAUGAAAACAGCCUGCUGAGCGCUCAGCUGAAGGGCUUCCCCCUCUUCCUACAUUCCAACCUGGGGCUGCGGGACUAUCACAUCAACCCCAGCGCCCCACUGCUGUACGUCACCCAGGCGAACGAGGUGGAGCAAGGCCCGUUGCCUGGGGACGACUGGACGGUGUUCCAGUCCAACCACACCACCUAUGAGCCUGUCCUGAUGGCCAGCACCAAGUCCUCCGAGUCCAUCCCUCAUCUGGCCGCCCACCGAGCCCUGCAUGCCACCGUGGUGCAAGACCUGGGGCUUCACGACGGCAUUCAGCGGGUCCUCUUUGGGAACAACCUCAACUUCUGGCUGCACAAGCUCAUCUUCGUGGACGCCAUCGCUUACCUGACUGGCAAGCGGCUCUGCCUGACCCUGGAUCGUUACGUCCUGGUGGACAUUGACGACAUCUUUGUGGGCAAAGAGGGCACGCGCAUGAAAGUGUCCGAUGUGGAGGCUCUGCUGAACACUCAGAACAAGCUGAGGACUUUAGUCCCCAAUUUCACUUUCAACCUGGGAUUCUCUGGGAAAUUCUACCAUACAGGUACGGAUGAGGAGGAUGAAGGUGACGACAUGCUGCUGAAGCACCGGAAGGAGUUCUGGUGGUUCCCCCACAUGUGGAGCCACAUGCAGCCGCACCUCUUCCACAACGUGACUGUGCUGGCUGAGCAGAUGAAGCUCAACAAGCAGUUUGCUCUGGAGCACGGGAUCCCCACAGACUUGGGCUAUGCGGUGGCCCCCCACCACUCGGGGGUUUAUCCUGUCCACGCCCAGCUCUACGAGGCCUGGAAGGCCGUCUGGGGCAUCCAGGUCACCAGCACAGAGGAGUACCCCCACCUCCGACCAGCCCGCUACCGCCGAGGCUUCAUCCACAACGAGAUCAUGGUGUUGCCUCGGCAAACUUGUGGUCUCUUCACUCACACCAUCUUCUACAAUGAAUACCCCGGUGGCUCCAAAGAGCUUGACAAGAGCAUUCGUGGUGGCGAACUCUUCCUGACAGUCCUCCUGAACCCCAUCAGCAUCUUCAUGACACACUUGUCCAACUACGGGAACGACCGCCUGGGGCUGUACACCUUCGAAAGCCUCGUCAAGUUUGUGCAGUGCUGGACCAACCUUCGCCUUCAGACGCUGCCCCCCAUUCAGCUGGCCAAAAGAUACUUUGAGAUCUUUUCGCAGGAGAAGAAUCCUCUGUGGCAGAAUCCCUGCGAUGACAAGCGCCACAAGGACAUCUGGUCCAAGGAGAAGACCUGUGACCGCCUCCCCAAGUUCCUCAUCGUGGGGCCUCAAAAAACAGGCACUACAGCUGUGCAUGUCUUCCUCUCCAUGCAUCCCGCUGUAACCAGUAACUUCCCCAGCCCCUCCACCUACGAAGAGAUCCAGUUCUUUAAUGGGCCCAACUACCACAAGGGGAUUGACUGGUACAUGGAGUUCUUCCCCAUCCCCUCCAACGCCAGCACGGACUUCAUGUUUGAGAAGAGUGCCAAUUACUUUGACGCCGAGGCAGUCCCCAGGCGCAGUGCAGCUCUCCUGCCCCGGGCCAAGAUCAUCACCAUCCUGAUCAACCCCGCAGACCGCGCCUACUCCUGGUAUCAGCACCAGCGCGCUCACAACGACCCCAUGGCGCUCAACUACACCUUCUACCAGGUGAUUUCUUCGGGGUCCCAAGCCCCCCCAGAGCUGCACACUCUGCGGAGCCGCUGCCUGAGCCCUGGAACCUAUGCCACUCACCUGGAGCGAUGGCUGGCCUACUACCCCUCGGGGCAGAUCCUGAUUGUGGAUGGGCAGGAACUCCGCCUCAACCCUGCCUCCGUCAUGGAGAACAUCCAAAGGUUUCUGGGGGUCACACCACUCUUCAACUACACCCAAGCCCUCAAGUUUGAUGAAGCCAAGGGGUUCUGGUGCCAGGUGCUGGAUGGAGGGAGGACCAAGUGCUUGGGGAAAAGCAAAGGGAGGAAAUACCCGGAGAUGGAUCCCUCGUCCCGCCUCUUCCUGGCUGACUUCUACCGGGAGCACAACGUUGACCUCUCCAAGCUGCUGAACAAGCUGGGGCAGCCCCUGCCCACCUGGCUGCGAGAGGACCUGCAGAGCUCCAGCUGGAGCUGAAGGGAAGGGAAGGGAAGGAAGAGCGCCCACGGCCGGCCCUCGCCUCUUCUCCAGCAGGAGCCAUCCGAGGAAGGAAAGGGCUAGUGAACCUGAACCACCAGGCGGGUGGGGGGGAUGCUUUCGGAGAGGGACGGGGUGUUGAGGCCUUGUGCUGUGGUCCUCCUGCCCCUCGUCCCGGGGAGCUCUCCAGAGGAAUGACGCAGCCUGCCCUCUUCUUCGGUGCGGAAAAGCCAAGGGGUGUGCAGCAGGUGCCACAGAGAAAGAAAAGCACGCCAAGGUUUCAGCUGCUGAGACAUUCCCUCUUAGCAGCCAAUGGGGCAGGAGCCCCCAAGCCAAAGUCGGACUCUUGUAAAUGACCUCGUGGGGGGGAGGGGGCAGCUUGGUUGUUCCACCCAGGAGGUGUCUGAGGAGCAGGGGGGAGGGAAGGCCCCCAGUAGGGACCUGCCCAGGCUCUCUUUCCUGGGUGAGAGAGGUCUUUGUGCACCCCCCCCCCAGUGGCAGGCCCAAGAGGCUGCCUGAGUCACAGCCUCAGAAAAGGCAACAGGUGACCAUCGUGGCUGUCAGCCCCCCCCCCCCCCCCCGCAACACACACACACUCUUGUCCAGACAGUUGGGUGUUCUUGUGCAGUAGGGUUCUUCUGUUCCUCAUUCACGGGCCCCACGGCACAGAGAAGAGGCCAGGCGAGAGAACGUGUGGGUCAGCAUGGGGUCCCUUCUGCCUGCCAUGUCUACCAGCCACCUCCUGUAACCAAAUCCCAUCGUCUUGCCUCUUUCCUCAGUCCCCUUGUUGCGUUGCAACUGGCCCAAUACCUGUCUUGCCAAACUCGCCUUAUGUGGAGCAGAGGCAGGCGCCAGGCUCCUGGGGUGGGGGUGAAGCAGCUGGCUCUGGUGGGGAAGAUUCCUUGGGGGUCCAGCACACAUGCAACUCCUCCAUGUCUCCAUUCUCAUUGGGAGAGAAAUGGUUUCAGCCACACUUAUACUUCGAGCCUUCAUUCUUGUGUAUUUUUUUUAAAAUGGUGAAUUUACCAUUGUCUGUAAAUAGAUAGUAUGGACUAUAUAUAUAUGCUACUUCAUUCAAUGUGUCCCCAAGCAGGGCAAUAUUGUGCAACCAAAGGUGGAACCAACAAAAAAAGCCCUCCUGUGGCCGGAGAGAGGAGCACAUGCCCUGCUGCCCAUGCUGGAUCCAUGUAUAGUGUCAUUCACAUUGAAUGAUUAUGAUGACGAUGAUGAUGAUGAAGCAUAAAUUCCUGGCUCUUGCAGCUGAGCACAAUGUCUAAAUAAAGGCUAGACGUAGCAUUUGGAGACAA